Caenorhabditis sp. 36 PRJEB53466 is the source of this 1842-nucleotide messenger RNA. The record is from the annotation of a GenBank genome assembly. Lineage: Eukaryota; Metazoa; Nematoda; Chromadorea; Rhabditida; Rhabditidae.
AUGGGUUCCAUUUCUGCCAUUCACCAUAUCGAGUUCAUUGUGUCCAAUGCUUUGCAGUCCGCCUAUUGGUACUGUAGCUGUUUUGGAUUUGAGAAGUUUGCGGAGAAAGUUACAAAAGAAUCGACGAGUAUAGCACUGAGAAAUGGAACGGUCAGUCAUUGGAUAAUAUUGAACGAUUGAUUCCCAAUGCAUCUUUUUUCCAGGCCCGGGUCAUCAUUACAUCCUACAACUGCCAGAACAUGUACAACGAACAAUUGAUAAAGCACGGAGACUUCAUCAAAGACGUCGCUUUCCGUGUUGACUUCUUGGACGGUGUUUUGCAGGUGAAUAUAUCAUUUCAUUUCCAUAUCUAUUUCCAUUCCACAUCUCCAUUAUUUUCGGUUGAGCUGAAGUCAGACAGGUGAAAAACGGUAACUCGGGGGUUGAGUCGAGGCAUGUCAUAAUGAUGUAGAGGUUCUGUGAGUAAAGCUGAUAAUCUGAUUGUGUGUUGUGUCUGAUAAGAAAAUCGAAUCAUAAAAGAGCAAUCAGAGCAGAUGGGGAAAAAAACGUUCGCAAGACUCAAUUGGAUUAUGAAAUCAUUGAAUACUCAAUCCAUUCUUUGGUCACAAAGGUUAUUCCAAAUAGUUUUACACUUUUAACCAAAAAAAGAAAAGCACUGCUCUGACGUAUCAGACUAUAGUUAUACUUUUAUGUUUUCCAUGUCAAUUCCACAAACAGAACGUGCAUUUCACAAGAGGAAUGGAAAAGAGACAUAAUGUGGGAUUUGAAAAGAAAUAGAAACGUUUAUUUCAGAAUUUAAUGGAGAAUGACAUCAAAGUCAUUCAGCAAGGAGAAACAACGACAAAAGAGGGAAUAGUGCGCACUGCAACUUUACUUGCUGACGUGAGAAAAACUCCAAAUUUGAAAACAAAUAAAACGUUUUUUGCAGGGAAGCGAUGUCACGCAUACACUGUACGAGCUCAAUGUUUUCCAUGGAAACUUCCUUCCUCAUUUUACACCGACUCAAAAUUUCGAGCUUUUUAACAAGAUGUAGCUCUAUUUCUAAAACAUAAAAACUGCAAAAAGUAUUUUUCAGCGAAAGAAUGCCUGCAAUUCUGAUGGACCAUGUUGUACAAAACUAUCCAGUCGGAGAGAUGGAAGCAGCCGCCGAUUGGUAUUACAAAACAAUGAAAUUGAAGAGAUUCUGGUCAGUUGACGACAAAGUUGCCACGUCACAAUACUCGGCGAUGAGUGCAUGGCUUCUGGUGAAUGAGGACCACACCGUUCAGAUGACACUGGCAGAGGGUGUCAAAGGAAGAAAGGGGAAAAGUCAAAUUGAGGUGAGUUUUCAGAAUGAGAUUAACUUAUUCUCAGCCAAUUGUUGCAGGAAUUCAUCAGUUUCCACGGUGGGUCCGGAGUCCAACAUUUUGCUUUGCUCGUUGACGACAUCAUCAGUGCUGUUCAAUUGAUGAAAAAGCGAAGUGUUGAGUUUCUCACGAUUCCCGACGAGUACUACAACAUACUGGAGGACAGACUGAAAAAGACAAAUUUGAAUGUCAAGGAAGACUUGAAGACGGUCAGCUUCCUUCAUAAAAUGAAUUUUAUUCUGUAUUUUAGAUCCGGAAACUGAACAUUUUGAUGGAUUUUGACGAAAAUGGAUAUCUUCUUCAAAUUUUCAGUAAGCCGAUGCAAGACAGGCCUACACUUUUUGUGGAAAUCAUUCAGAGGGCUAAUUUUAAGGUAUCUAAUUCAACAAUUCGUUUUCUAUGAGCGUUUUUUCCACAGGGUUUCGGUGCCGGUAAUUUCAAGGCCCUGUUUGAUGCAGUCGAGAGGGAACAGGAGAAACGAGGAACACUCUUCUAA